Messenger RNA from Hordeum vulgare subsp. vulgare (domesticated barley), 972 nucleotides. RefSeq names its product protein MODIFIER OF SNC1 11. NCBI's taxonomy places the organism in Eukaryota, Viridiplantae, Streptophyta, Magnoliopsida, Poales, Poaceae. Gene Ontology annotation, cellular component: nucleus. The transcript has 6 exons. The coding region runs from base 124 to 648 and encodes 174 amino acids. The record is from RefSeq and is a predicted model, not a curated record. Gene Ontology annotation, biological process: poly(A)+ mRNA export from nucleus.
AUACAGGAGAGGGGUGAAGCGGCGAGCGAACUCGAGCUGGAAAAAGCAGCAGCAGACCAGAAACUCUCUUGCCGCACACCGCGUCCGUGACCGUGACCUCCCUGCCCGACGAGCGCUCUACCGAUGGCAUCUCAGGAUUCCAAGCCCGCGCAAGUCCCGGCCGCCACCGAGCUGACGGCCCCGGCGGCUGCUGCCGCUGGGGAGGCGCCGAAUCCGACUUCCCCGACAGCAGCCCCAAACCCUAGCUCCGCUGCGGCUGCCGCCGCCGGUGGGGCAGCCACGGAUCUGGAGAAGAAGAUGCGCCGCGCGGAGCGGUUUGGGACGCAGGUGGUGAUGUCCGAGGACGAGAAGCGAAGCAGUCGCGCCGAGAGGUUUGGGACUGGAUCUUCGAAUGAAAAGAUGGAGGAGCAGAAGAAGAAGUCCAGGGCUGAGAGGUUUGGCCUUCCUACGCCCUCUUCUGAUAAUACCGAGGCUAAGAAAAAAGCUCGCUUAGAGCGAUUUGGUCAGAGUACAGAAGUUGGCAAGGCGGAAGAAGAGAAGCGAAAGGCACGAGCCCUUAGGUUUGCAGGAGCACCUAGUGGGUCAUCUGAAGGAAAGGACAAAGACACCUCCAAGCCGGACGCGGCGACUGUAGCUGGCACGGCAUGAUGGAAAACAGCCCCUGCCUUUUGAGGGUCUCAGAUACGCUCGUUCCUCGAGACGUCGGUGAAGCCGUACCGUAGUUUGUACAAGACUAACAACACCAAUGGCGUCAUGUUGUCGGAGCCAUUCCUGUGCUGUUUGCUGUGUAGUGCUUGAUGACUUCCUUGCUGUACUCUGCUGGGAGCCAUUUGAGUGCUGUUUACCGUGUAGCACUUGAGGACUUCCUUACUGUACUCGCUGGGCAGCCUAUCGUCUGUUUGCUGGUUGGUCUGGGGACACCUGUGUACUACGUUUACUUCCUAGCCAUGCACUCGGGCCUUUUUUAGUUUU